ACGUGGUCAGCUUUGACUCUAUGGAUUUACUAAUUCCUUUCCCUCUAUUUUUUUUUCAUCUUUUGCCACCAAGGAGUCCCCAGCCCCAGAUGUCAGGGGGGCUGAAACUUCAGCUCUCCGGAGGAAACAUUGCAGACGAUGAAGAGGAAAAGCAGCUGAAGGAGCAGCUCUGGUAAAUAGGCAGGAUCUUCUGCUUUUUGGAAAAUGCAUUUACCACACUCCUUGGCAAGCCCUUCAGAAGGAACAGAACGUGUUAGCUCCCAGAGAUGAACACGUCCUCUCAAUUCUAUGUUUCUGAACUAAACCUGAGUGCCUUCAGUAGCAACUUUACUGUGCCUACUGCAAAGAGCAAGUCAUCGCCAUGUGAGCAAGUGGUCAUCGCAGCUGAGGUGUUCCUAGCUCUGGGCAUUGUAAGCCUCCUUGAAAACAUCUUAGUUAUAUGUGCAAUAGUUAAGAACAAGAACUUGCACUCACCCAUGUACUUUUUUGUUUGCAGUUUAGCAGUGGCUGACAUGCUGGUUAGUGUGUCUAAUGCUUGGGAGACCAUAACCAUAUACCUAAUAAACAAUAGACACAUCAUUAUGGAAGAUGCCUUUGUCCGUCAUAUAGACAAUGUCUUUGAUUCCAUGAUCUGCAUAUCUGUGGUGGCUUCCAUGUGCAGUUUGCUGGCUAUAGCAGUAGACAGAUAUAUCACUAUCUUCUAUGCCCUGCGUUAUCACAACAUCAUGACAGUGAAAAGAUCAGGGCUUAUUAUUGCAUGCAUCUGGACCUUUUGCACGGGCUGUGGCAUUAUCUUCAUCCUUUAUUAUGAAUCAACUUAUGUGGUCAUUUGUCUCAUCACUAUGUUUUUUACCAUGUUGUUCCUCAUGGUCUCACUGUACAUCCAUAUGUUCCUCCUGGCUCGUACUCAUGUGAAGAAAAUUGCUGCUUUGCCUGGGUACAACUCUGUCCAUCAAAGAACCAGCAUGAAAGGAGCCAUCACUCUGACUAUGCUUCUUGGCAUCUUCAUUGUUUGCUGGGCUCCAUUCUUCCUUCAUCUCAUCCUGAUGAUCUCCUGCCCUCAAAACCUCUACUGUGUUUGCUUCAUGUCUCACUUCAACAUGUACCUCAUUCUCAUCAUGUGCAACUCGGUGAUUGACCCCUUGAUCUACGCCUUUCGUAGCCAGGAAAUGAGGAAGACCUUCAAAGAGAUAAUUUGUUGCUAUAGCCUGAGAAUGCUCUGUGGGUUAUCAAACAAAUAUUAAGAUAACAAAAACAAACCAGGGAAGAGAAUGGUAAGGCAACAUCUUCCUGCAUCCUGUAAUUCUGGUGAAAUGCCUAUGGAACAUUCAGCUCUCAUGAUUCCCACAGCAAUCAGAAACCCUUUAUUAAUGCAUGAUUUUACAUUUCUUUCCCUCCACACACCUCUCUCAUGCUGGUGGUUGGAGCUACUCAGUGCAUCUGUAUUACGGGGAUAAAGAAUAUUUUGAAUCUCAUUUACACUAUUAAAGAUUGGAAUUUAAGAGGAUUAUACAGGCAAAACCUUAUUUUUAUUUCUGCUAAAUGCAAUGAGUGAGUUCUGUCAUGUGAAUGAACCCACCAGCCUCUCAAAUGUGUGCUUCUUUUGGUGUUUGUCUUUCUAGACAAAAAAACCCAAACCAAACCAGAACAAACCAAACCAAAUCAAACCAAACCAAACCAAACCAGAACAAACCAAACAACCAAAAAACCCGCCCUCUCUCUAGAUAAAAACAAGCAUGGCUUAUUUUGAUGCCCAGAAUUAAUAUGGAAUGUUCCUUCUGAAGACAUAAAAUUAGAGCAGGAGCUCCAAUGAUCAAGCUCCACAUACCUUGGUCAGCAGUUAUGAUCAUUAUACAUGCACAUAUCAGCAGUCUUGUAUUCCAGUCAUGACUGUUACUGUCAUAAAACAUGUACAGUGUAAGAAGCCAAUGUUACCAUAACAUUUGCCAGGCUGGAUUAAGCACUUUGUCGUAUAUGACUAUAUAUAUGUUCAAAUCACUGUGAAGCAAGAUGUACCAUAGGUGGCUUUUAAGGCUGAAUAUGAAGAUCGAGCUCAUUCUAUUUUGUUUGUUUUCUUUAUUUGCCAGGGCUAGGGAAGCAAAGGGAACACAGCCAGUAGAUAUUUGUGCAAUGUUUUGUGGAGAUGGAAAGACUGAGUGAAUGGCUGCCUUUUUAUAGACAUUAGAAAGGCCUUUUGGCUGAGAAGAGCUUGUGUUACUGUAGAUUGGGUCUUUCAAGUUGGGAGAGACAAAACAAGUUUGAUAAUCAAAAGGCAUGGUGGGCAAUGGCAAAAAAAGGAUUUCAAAACAUUAGGCACAUGUAGCUAUAACAGAGUCCUGACUUUUGCUCCCCAAACAAACAGUUUUCCUCUUAGUUGAGAGGAUUCUAGGCUGAAACCCCCAUGCCUUUUGUGUGAGUAGCUUGCAUCUAGUCAUGCUUUCAUAAACCUGCUGUUCUGCAACAGCUGUGUAACGUGCAAAAUACUGGGCUUACAAAAGAGGGAGGAAGUGCAACUGUGGUAUUUCUUAAUGACCAUGAAUGGUGCAUAUCUUGUGCUGUGAUUUAAGUUAAGAAAAGAUUUCAAGUGGCGGUAAGCUACUGACUAGCUAUCCGAAUAUAUCUUGAAAAAACAAACCCUUCAUUCUGAAAUCUGAAAGAAUAAUGCUUGUUACACUUGGUUUAUACAUGCUGUAAAACUCUUGUUUAUCAAUAGAAGGUUUAUGUUUUAUUCCAUGAGUGUUAGGUUAUACUUUCAAGGUGAAAGUCCUGAUUGGGUUUUAGGAAUUUUUUUUAGCCAUAAGGGUGGUCAAAUAUAUGAACAGGUGCUCAAUGGUUGUGCAAAAUCCAUCUUAGAGAUUUUUAGAACUUGACUGGACAUGGUCCUGAAAAAUCUUUGCUAAAUUGAAAGCUGACUCUAACUUUGAAGCUAGCCCUGCUUUGAACCACUAGGAGCAGAUUACCUCCACAGCUGCCUUGCAACACAAAUUAUUCCGUGAUUCUAUGACACAGUUUGCACAUUAUGAUAAAAUUAUAUUUUUUCCCCUCCUAAUUUUAUCUUCUGUGUAAAAAAAAACCCUGGAAAAUAUUCCCCUCCACACACUGAGAGCCUACUUUAUGUCUUCAUUUACUUAGGAGGUUUCUGACAGAAGUAAGGCGUACCUUUAGCAUCAGGGUUAUAAAUUUUGUCUGUUUAAAAUUUACUAUUCCUUCAACUCACAUAUAGCUCCCUCUGACAUGAGUGGGAAUGUUAUUCUCUUUGGAGAUACCUUAUUAUGCUGGCUGAUAUACUGGCUAUAUCAAUGCACUAGGGACUGGAGUCUUCCUUCAGCUAUAUCUGAAAAUGGGAUUUCAGAGAAUGUUGGUGGUGAGUAGUGAGAAUCCUGCCGUGUUUCAGUCCAUCUCUUAAUCCUAUCCAUAAAUACCCUCUAAAUGUUGGCUCUUGCAACUAUGAAUGUAAAUGACAAAAGGAGACAGUUCCACUGCAUAGUGAAAGGCACCAGCUGAUGUAAAUAAAUCAUUAAAUCUUUACUGGGUAUUGCAAAUAAGACAGUUUUGUACAUAACUGUAAAUCAACUAAGGGGAAACCAAAACUGUAAUAGCUUUCGGUAUUUUAUUGAA
Molecule: messenger RNA, 3618 nt
Organism: Pseudopodoces humilis (Tibetan ground-tit)
Lineage: Eukaryota; Metazoa; Chordata; Aves; Passeriformes; Paridae
Gene: MC5R
Product: melanocortin 5 receptor
Biological process (GO): G protein-coupled receptor signaling pathway
Cellular component (GO): membrane
Molecular function (GO): melanocortin receptor activity
Source: RefSeq, a predicted model, not a curated record